This is a messenger RNA of Chlamydomonas reinhardtii, 1968 nucleotides long. RefSeq lists its product as uncharacterized. Lineage: Eukaryota; Viridiplantae; Chlorophyta; Chlorophyceae; Chlamydomonadales; Chlamydomonadaceae. The record is from RefSeq and is a predicted model, not a curated record. The coding region runs from base 219 to 1691 and encodes 490 amino acids. The transcript has 2 exons.
GUCCUUGCUUUCGCAUUGGAAGCAUGCACCCCCCCCAGCAUUGAUAGCAAGGCGUCGAUGUGAAAAUACGCCCACGUAUUGACCGUUAUGAUACUUAAAGCGCUUAGGACAUACAGUUCGGGAACAGCUGCUGCGAGUCAGGCUGCGAGUAAUAGUGAGCGCAAGCAAAGCAUUAACCAAAGCCGCUUCCGGGAUAACGUUGAGCGACUUCCCGAACGAUGACGAGGGGCAAACGCAAGCAAGCCAAUCAGCAGGAAACUCCGCCCACCGACAUCAAAACUGGCAAAGACGCGCUGGUGAAGCGGCGGCGACGCAGCCCCAGCCCGGACGCAGCCGCGGACUCGCCGCGCCAACCCGAGCCGCCAGCACAGCAACCCGCACGCACCGGCCGCCGCGGACAGGAGCGCGGGGCAGCCGCCGUAAUCACUGACGCCUCAGGCGGCAGCGGCUCCGCAGCAGCUGGAGCCCCCGCCCCUGCCGUGCACCGCCAGCCGCAGGCGGCGGCCGCGGCAACGGCCGCUGCCGCCGCCCCGGCUGCAGCCACCAGAGCUGAUGCGUUCUACCCCGCCCCCUCCGGCCUGGGUCCUGAGGAUCAGCAGCUGUACGGCUGCCAGUUGCGCUACCUGCUGAUGGAGCAGCAGCGGCUGCUGCGGCAGCAGGGCCGCGUGGCGGAGCAGCUGCGGCAGCUGCUGGCCGGCGGCAGGCCGCUGCCGGGGCUGCUGGCGGCGCUGGAGCAGCAGCAGGGGCAGCAGCAUGAAGCGAUGUGUGGAGCCGCACAGGAAGCAGGGCUGGCGGGGCUGGCAGGGGCAGCAGAAGGCGCGGCGGCUGCGGCCGUACAGCAGCCUGCACCUGCUGCAGCAGCAGGAGCGGCAGCAGCAGCAGUCGGCGUGGCAGAGCUGUUGCUACAGCCAGUGCAGUCACAGCCGGCGGAGGGGACCGCUAUGGCCCAGGCUGUAGCAGCUGCGGCUGCGCCGGCCGCAGCAAUGGCGGGGGCGGGAGUGGGCGCUGCCGCACCUCCCGGUAUGGUGCUGCUGGUGGUGAACAACGCGGGAGGCUUGUCGGGGCCGGGCCCAGCAGGGCUACAGCAGCUGCCGCCGGUGCCACCCCCGCGCCGCAACUGGCAGUGGCGCCGGGAUGGAACUCAGCUGCAGGACCCGCAGCAGCAGCAGCAGCAACAACAACAGCAGCAGCAGGCGCCAGAGCAACAAGUGCAGCAGCCACCACAGGCGCAGCCACAGACGCAGCAGCGGCGUCGGAUACCCGACCCGCCUCCACAGCGGGUGGCGCAGACUGGGGCGGGGCUAGCUGGUGCCGGCGGCAGCAGCAGCGGCAGCGGCGGGCGUGCUACAGCUCGUGUGCGCGGCACUGCUGAUGCCGGUGUUGCCGCGGCAGGCACCGCCGACGCAGCUGGUGGAGCCAGGUCCCGCCGCUCGGGCUCCCGAGCCAGGUCUGAUGCGGCCGCUGAGGCUACUGCGGCGGCAAGUGCGGUGGGCCGAAGGAAGGUGCGCGUGAAGGAGGAGCGCGGCUCCGAGCCGAUCAUUCCCGGCCUGCCGUUCACGAUCGAGGAGUUCCGCAAGCUGCAAAAGCAGCUGCAGGAGCAGCAGAGGGAGAUCGAGGAGGCGGAAGAGCGCGAGGCCGAAGAGCAAGCGCAACGGAUUCGUCGGGUCAUGCAGGAGUUGUUGGGCAUGUAGGGGGUUUGAGGAGCUUCGAUGCUGCAGGUCGGCGGAGGCGGGAGCUAGCAUGGGCAUAGGAGGAAAGAGAGGCGGGAGAGGGCUGGAAGAGAAGUCGCGCCAAGGAAUGGGGAUGCAGAGUCCAGAUGCGUGGCUGCUGACCGGCUUGGCAGCAGGGGCGCUAUGGCUGGGGCGGGCUGGCGCUGUGGGGCUGGCGGAUUAUGCACGCAUUUAGACAAUCAGCGGCUUUGUAGUGGACGGGCUAGCGUUGAUUGCAGGAGUGAGGCCGAUGCAUCAU